Messenger RNA from Capsicum annuum, 2222 nucleotides. RefSeq names its product cystathionine gamma-synthase 1, chloroplastic. NCBI's taxonomy places the organism in Eukaryota, Viridiplantae, Streptophyta, Magnoliopsida, Solanales, Solanaceae. Gene Ontology annotation, cellular component: chloroplast. Gene Ontology annotation, biological process: transsulfuration. The transcript is spliced from 10 exons. Bases 98 to 1813 code for a protein of 571 amino acids. Gene Ontology annotation, molecular function: pyridoxal phosphate binding; cystathionine gamma-synthase activity. The record is from RefSeq and is a predicted model, not a curated record.
CGAACAAAAUCUCAUUUCUCUUCCUCUUUAAUUAGAAUUUAGAAGAUUCAUUAGAGGGGGCGCCGUCGGUGAUAUCGCGUUUUCACCCUCUAAUUCAAUGGCCGUUUCAAGCUGUGCUAGGGCAUUUCCUUCCUUCGAAUGCCGUUCCAACGCUGAUUUCUCAGGUGGCGUUCCACGUCAUGAUGUUCCUAACGCCGGCAUUCGUUUUUCAGGGAAAGCGAACUUGCAAAGUCGCGGAUCGUCGUUUUUUGGUAUGUAUUCUCUGAUCCUUAGGUUUCCGCCCAACUUCGUGAGGCAGCUGAGCGUCAAAGCUCGAAGGAACUGCAGCAAUAUCGGUUUAGCACAAGUUGUUGCGGCUUCAUGGUCUAAUAACCACGCUUCUCCUGACUUUAUACCGACGGCUAAGGCCGUCGAUGCUACCGCCGCCAUUGCUCCUCUUGAUAUUACCACAGGUCAUGAGGAGAUGGCGAUGGUGGAAAAUCCGCCUUGUGCUGCUCGACCUGUACAGAUUGAGGAUUUGACAGGUGUCAAAUAUUCUUCGUUUUUGAGUUAUGAUGGAAGCAUCGCAAUUCAUGCCGGUGAAAGGUUAGGACGUGGUAUUGUUACUGAUGCAAUAACUACCCCAGUGGUUAACACAUCUGCUUAUUUCUUCAACAAGACUUCUGACCUCAUUGAUUUCAAGGAGAAAAGACGUGCAAGUUUUGAAUAUGGGCGCUAUGGGAACCCCACUACUAUUGUUGCAGAGGAGAAGAUAAGUGCACUGGAGGGUGCUGAGUCAACCUUGCUAAUGGCAUCUGGAAUGUGUGCUAGUACUGUUAUGUUGUUGGCAUUGGUUCCUGCUGGUGGGCAUAUUGUAACAACAACAGACUGCUAUAGGAAGACCCGAAUAUUUAUUGAGACGAUACUGCCUAAAAUGGGAAUCACGGCGACAGUCAUUGACCCAGCUGAUAUUGGAGCUCUAGAAUCGGUGCUAUGUCAGAGGAAAGUCAGUAGGCUGCUUAUUUCAUCGACAGUUUUGAAUUAUAUGUAUAUAAUAACUGAACAUCUCCAGCGCCUUGAACCUUUUUCCAUGCAGGUGACUCUUUUCUUUACCGAGUCUCCAACAAAUCCAUUCCUGAGAUGUGUUGACAUUGAGUUGGUUUCAAAACUUUGCCAUGAAAAAGGAGCACUAGUUUGCAUAGAUGGGACGUUCGCAACUCCCCUUAACCAAAAGGUCCUUGCACUAGGGGCUGACCUCGUUGUGCACUCUGCGACAAAAUAUCUUGGUGGCCACAAUGAUGUUCUUGGAGGUUGCAUUAGUGGUCCUGAUAAGUUAGUUUCAGCAGUUCGUAACUUGCAUUAUAUCCUGGGUGGUGCUCUCAAUCCUAAUGCUGCGUAUUUGAUCAUCAGAGGCAUGAAAACUUUGCAUCUUCGUGUACAGCAACAGAACUCAACCGCACAAAGGAUAGCCGAAAUUUUAGAGGCUCAUCCAAAGGUGAGAUGUGUGUAUUAUCCAGGCCUUUCAAGUCAUCCAGAACACCAUCUUGCAAAGAGACAAAUGACUGGUUUUGGUGGUGUGGUCAGUUUUGAGGUUGAUGGGGAUCUGCUGACUACUGCAAAAUUUGUUGAUGCUCUAAAAAUUCCAUAUAUUGCUCCAUCAUUUGGAGGUUGCGAGAGCAUUGUGGACCAACCAGCAAUUAUGUCUUACUGGGAUCUUAGCCAGUCAGAGAGGGCUAAGUAUGGGAUCAUGGACAACUUGGUUCGAUUCAGCUUUGGGGUAGAAGACUCUGAAGACUUGAAAGCUGAUAUUCUUCAGGCUCUGGAGUCCAUAUAGUGUGUCUUACCUGCAACCUAAUUUCUUUUCCCUUUGUCACUAGAUUUGAACUUUUUGCAUCUUUAGUAGUUGGAGUAGGAUGUUAUUGAUGCAUCUUUUUUCUGGUGCUCCUAGAGAAUUGAAUUCUUUAAAUGAGCUGAUUCUCGUAGCAGCUAGAAAGAAAUACGCAUUUUUGGGUACUUGACUUGGUGACAAGUCAUUGGCGGAAUUGGAAUUUAAAGCAAACAAGGGGGUUGAGGUUGGUAGUCAAGAAAUUGUUGCAUUCCACGUACAAAAUGGUUCAACAUUGUUCUUUACAAUUUUGGUUGGAGUAAAAAAUUCUGGAGGGAUUUCGUGCUUUAAUUUCUGGUUUCCUAGUGUAAAAACAGUCCUUGGAUUGAUUUGACGGAAACAAGAAAAUUAAUUUGUA